AGUCGAUCAACGUGUCCUGUAGCUGGUUGGGGGGUUGUUUUCUAGGCCAGCUCCCUUUUCAUGCGACUGGUGCAUCUCCAUUGGAUAUCAUCCAGUUCAUUUGCAGCAGUCACUCGGCGUACCUUUUAUAAACCAUUACCAUCGCAUCUGACGCAUAAACGAGCACGACUAUUUUCAUUUUCGAUACGGGAUUGUAAACAGAUGGCGGAUUCUAUAGCGACAAAUGGUCCUGUUGCGAGUUCGAUUGGGGAUGAGGUGCCUAAAUCAAAGAAUGCUGAAAAGAAUGAGGCGAAGCGGUUGGCAAAGUUGGCAAAGUAUGAGGCCAAAUUGGCUGCUCAGGCUGCUGCUGCUCAGGCGGAUGGUGGUGUAAAGAAAAAGGAGAAAAAGAGCAAGGUAAAAGAAGUGGAGCCAGAGCCAGAGUUUGUGAAUACUACGCCAUCUGGUGAAAAGAAAGAUCUGAGUGGUCCAUGUCCAACCGCUUAUAAUCCUAAAGCUGUCGAAGCUGCCUGGUACGACUGGUGGGAAAAGUCUGGCUAUUUCAAGCCGGAUAUGCCAAACGGGAAACCCCGUCCCGAAGGCGUCUUUACGAUCCCGAUUCCACCGCCCAACGUAACGGGAGCUCUGCACUUGGGUCACGCACUGACCAACUCGAUUCAAGAUUGUUUGACGCGGUGGAAUCGGAUGAAGGGCAAGACGACCUUGUUUGUACCUGGAUGUGAUCAUGCUGGGAUUGCUACUCAGAUUGUUGUUGAAAAGCGAUUGAUGAAGGAGAGAGGUCUGAGUCGGCAUCAGUUGGGUCGAGAAGCGUUUUUAAAGGAAGUGUUUAAAUGGAAGGAUCAGUAUGGGUCCCGGAUUUAUGGACAAUUGCGGAGUGUGGGGAGUUCUAUGGAUUGGGACCGAGCAAGGUUUACUAUGGAUCCUAGUAUGGUGAAAGCGGUCAAUGAAGCCUUUGUCCGAUUACAUGACGAGGGCAUUAUUUACCGCGAAAACCGGUUGGUAAAUUGGGACACGAAACUCAAGACGGCUCUAUCCAACCUUGAAGUGGAAAACAAGGAGCUACCCGGGAGGACUCUGUUGAGUGUACCUGACCACGAUCCCAAGAAACAGUACGAAUUCGGUGUCAUUAUCUCAUUUGCGUACCCUGUUGAAAACUCGUCCGAGGAAAUUGUGGUAGCCACUACACGUUUGGAAACCAUGCUUGGAGAUACAGCUGUAGCGGUCCAUCCCAACGACACCCGAUACACACAUCUUCACGGAAAAUACGUGAUCCACCCCUUCCAAAACCGUCGUAUCCCCAUCAUCCCCGAUGAAUACGUUGACCCCGAAUUUGGAACAGGAGCCGUGAAAAUCACCCCUGCGCACGAUCCAAACGAUUAUAUUGUUGGCAAGCGGAAUCAAUUGGAGUUUGUGAACAUCUUUACCGACGAAGGAAGGAUUAAUGAGAAUGGGGCGCCGUUUGGUGGGUUGUUGAGGUUUGACGCGCGUGAGGCUGUGUUGGAAGAGUUGAAAAAGAAAGGAUUGUAUCGUGGGACCAAGGAUAACAAAAUGGUGAUUCCUGUAUCAGAGCGUACCGGUAAUAUCGUUGAACCUUUGCUCAAGCCGCAAUGGUGGGUAAACUGCAAGGACAUGGCACAAGAAGCGAUCAAGGCCGUCAAAUCAGGUCAACUCGAAAUCAUUCCCCAAACCUCUGAAAAGGAAUGGUUCCGCUGGAUGGAAAACAUUCAAGAUUGGUGCAUUUCCCGUCAAUUAUGGUGGGGUCAUCGCGUGCCGGCCUAUUUUGUCAACAUCGAGGGUCAAGACAAUGAACGUAUGGACGGCGCGUUUUGGGUAUCUGGUCGAGAUGAGGCAGAAGCACGUGAGAGAGCUAUAAAACGUUUCCCGGAUGUACCUGCAGACAAGAUAACGUUGGAGCAGGAUGAGGAUGUCUUGGAUACGUGGUUUUCGUCUGGAUUGUGGCCGUUUUCGAUUAUGGGAUGGCCAGAGCAAACGGGUGAUAUGAAUGUGUUUUAUCCUAAUAGUUUGUUGGAGACUGGACGGGAUAUUUUGUUCUUUUGGGUUGCGAGGAUGGUCAUGUUGGGUCAGAAGCUUACUGGACAGAUUCCCUUCAAGCAGGUGUUUUGUCAUGCCAUGGUCCGUGACGCCCAUGGUCGAAAAAUGUCCAAAUCCCUCGGAAAUGUGAUUGAUCCAAUGGACGUGAUUAACGGAAUCAGUCUCCCCCUCCUUCAUAAACGGCUGGAAGAAGGGAACCUGGACGCCCGAGAAAUUAAAAAAGCGCAGGAAGGUCAGAAACGCGAUUUUCCGAAUGGGAUUCCACAAUGUGGGACGGAUGCUAUGCGGUUUGCGCUUUUGGCGUACACGUCUGGUGGAUCGGAUAUUAAUUUGGAUAUUUUGCGGGUGGAGGGGUACCGCAAGUGGUGUAAUAAGCUUUGGAAUGCGACGAGGUUUGCAUUGUUGAAAUUGGGAGAGGGGUAUACGCCUCGGUCAGGCAUUGAGGUUACGGGUAAAGAAUCCAUUGCGGAUCUGUGGAUCUUGGCCAAACUCAAUCAAUGUAUCCGCAAGACCAAUGAAUAUCUGGAGCAGUACAAUUUCAUGCAGGCUACGACUGCAUUGUACCAGUUUUGGUUGUAUGAGCUUUGUGAUGUUUAUCUGGAAACGACUAAAACCGCUUAUUGACGGUACUGACUCUGUAGCCCGCCAAAGCGCGCAAAGACACACUCUACAUUUGCCUCGAAUCCGGUCUCAAACUCCUGCACCCGUUUAUGCCCUUUUUAACCGAAGAACUCUACCAACGCCUCCCACGCCGUCAAAACGACCCACCGUCCAUCAUGAUUGCGCGGUACCCGACUCCAAACCCUACAUGGGAGAACCCAACCGCAGAAGCCCAAUACGACACUAUUACCGAGAUUGUACGUGGAGCGCGAAAGUUGUUGACAGAGUACACUGUACGGGAUGCGACGGUUUUUGUUAAAGUUGGGAAUAAGGAGAUGGAGGGUGUUGUUUCUGGGUUGGCGUUUGUGAUUCAGAGUUUGCUCAAGGGCACCAGUGUGCUGAAUGUGCUCGGAGGGGAUGGUGUCGUUCCCCCUGGAUGUGCGAUUCAGAAUGUUGGAGAGGAUAUUGUGGUGUAUUUACUUGUCAAGGGGUACAUUGAUUUCGAUACCGAAAUCACCAAACUCGAAACCAAACUCGCCAAAGCAAAGGAAAACCUCCAGCUUUGGACGUCAAAGACGUUGGGUGAAGGCUAUUCUCGUGUGAGUGCGAGUGUCAAAGAGUUGAAUGAGACUAAAGUCAAGGGGUUUGAAGCUGAAGUACAGGCAUUGGAAAAGGCUUUGGAGAAUUUUGUAAGGCUGAGGGAUGCAUAGAAUGUAAAUUCGAGCAUGUUAAACAUAGAAAUGACACGUUGGCAUUACAUAAGCUGUACACGUGCUUUUUAUUUUUUUUUGGAGAGGUGGAUAUGGGUUGUUGUGUCACAACUUGCGG
Molecule: messenger RNA, 3477 nt
Organism: Spizellomyces punctatus DAOM BR117
Lineage: Eukaryota; Fungi; Chytridiomycota; Chytridiomycetes; Spizellomycetales; Spizellomycetaceae
Product: valine-tRNA ligase
Exons: 9
Coding region: 61-2673 (870 amino acids)
Biological process (GO): valyl-tRNA aminoacylation
Cellular component (GO): cytosol
Molecular function (GO): ATP binding; valine-tRNA ligase activity; aminoacyl-tRNA deacylase activity
Source: RefSeq, a predicted model, not a curated record